Molecule: messenger RNA, 4098 nt
Organism: Epithele typhae
Lineage: Eukaryota; Fungi; Basidiomycota; Agaricomycetes; Polyporales; Epitheliaceae
Product: RhoGAP-domain-containing protein
Exons: 9
Coding region: 1-4098 (1365 amino acids)
Biological process (GO): regulation of GTPase activity; signal transduction
Cellular component (GO): cytoplasm
Source: RefSeq, a predicted model, not a curated record
AUGGCCAACUACCUCACCGCGGAGACCCAAAGCUCUCAGGCGACGCUCACCGACGACCGAAUCUGUCCUGGCUGCAAGAAGUCGGUCGUGGACGAACAUGGAGGGGUCGUGGUCGCGUUCGGCCAAUCCUUCUUCCACGUCGACUGCUUCAAGUGCGCAAAGUGCGGCAAUCAAGUCACCGCAGACACCAACCUGCUGCUGCUCUCGGACGGCUCGCCGAUAUGCGCCAAUUGCUCCUACAGCUGCAAUGUCUGCAAAAUGCCCAUUCUCGACGAGGCCAUCAUGACCGGUGACGACUCCUACCACGCCCACUGCUUCAAAUGCAAGGUCUGCAAGAACAGGAUCGACGAGCUCGUCUUCGCCAAGACGAGUCGCGGAAUAUACUGCAUGACGUGUCACAGCGAUCGAGUGGAGAAGAGCAAGCAGGUAAGGCAGCAGCGCGAUCGCGAGCGGGCAGCGCAGGCGGCAGCGGCGAGCCAGGGUGCGAGUAGUAGGCAAGGAGACGCUCGAGGACCACCUGGACAGAAGGGCAGGGUGACGAACAUGGUGGCGAACGGCGGCGAGCGACCCGCAUCACAGGCGAACUCGAACGAAGCAUCUUCCCCGGACACGCAGUACGACGGUGGCAUGUCGCGAUCGAGUUCUAGUCGCGCCGCAGAGUCGGCGGAUGGCCAUGCGUCGAACCCGCCAUCUGCCGGAGCAGUGAAGCGAGGGUCGUUGCUGUCUCAACUCAUCGCUCCGGAAGCACAACAUCGACAACAAGAGCAAGCCAUGGGAUCACCACAGGGCGUUUUUCUCACAUCGCCUGGAACCAACGGAGGGUCUUCUGUUCCUAUGUCAAAACGACGCUCAGGCAUGUUUAUCGGUCUCCCGUCCUCUCCUUCCGUGAAACGUGGCGACGUGGGCACUCGGGGCAGCUCUACGUCCAACUCGCCCGUCGACCACCUGCGGUCCGCGACAUCGCCGACGAACAUGCUUGGGGUUCCAGGCGACGUGGACGAAAAGGCGAGGAAAAGGAGGAGCUUCGACCCCAGCUCGCGGCCACUCGAUGCUCUUCGGCAAGUCGCCAGCAACGCGUCUCUGAACACCUCCAGCAAAGCCUCGCCCACAGACUACUCCCGUUCGUUGUCGAGUGGGACCGCCACGCCGUCUGCGAAUGGCAGCGCCCGCGGCGGGGCCGAAUCCCCACAUCCCAGCUCUCCUCUCCGCGACUACUUCAGCACGUACUACGGCGAGUCGCCCCAACCUAACCCCGCCGACCAACACGAGUCCCCUAUCUCACCCGCGCGGCAGCGCGAGAAGAGCGGCGACGGUGCGCUGGGAGGCCGGACACGCUCCGCGUCUUCUAGCGCCUACGAGCCACCGUCACGGCAACCACGUCCAACGCUGAACCUCGACCGGAUACCGUCGGGGUCUCAUUCGCCCGGUAUCCCAUCAUCGUUCGAGGCGCUUGAGGCGGAGUCGCCGUCCAACUUUGGUUGGGACCGGGGCCCGGUCCGCAACGUGGAGCAGCGCCGACCGCCGAAUCUGGAGCUCAACGGGGACAGUAACUUCCAGUCGCUGGGCAGCCCUAAUCAUGUGUUGGCGGGAGUCGACUUUGAGCUGCCACGGCCAAGACGAAGCGGAAGCCCUGUGCUGCCGUCUCCAUCACACAUUGUCGACGUCCCGAGAGGGAUCGAGAGCGGAACUGACACUGAGGCGGAGUCGUCGGACGACCAGCAGGAGCGGCCACCGUCGUUACCACCCAAAGAGCCGGGACGAAUGUUCAAACAGCGGCCAAACGAUCUUCGCGUCGACGUCGGACGCUCUCUCAGCCCGCAUACGGGCGAAAGUGAGGGCUCGCCCGAGUCUUCGCCGAUCGAGCGCACGCAAAUGACCACGUUUAUCACGCCCGCGCUGCCCCCCAUCCGCAUCUCGAUGGGCGGCGCCGACUUUGCGGACUUUAUCAAGACGAUGAACACCCCCGAGCGGAACGCCUUCGAGCGCGAGCACGGCUCGAAGCUCCACCUCGACCUCAGUUUGACGUCUCCCGACACCGGCCCGCUGACGCCCAAGAGCGACAUCACCAUCCUUGGCUCUGGCGGCCUGCACGACGACAAGACCCCGAUGAAGAACGGCAAGAGCAACGGCAACGGGCGCGCUGUGGAACGACCGGGUUCAAUAAGCCCAUCGUCCUCGUCUGGCCACGGUCACCCUGACGGCGGACGGCGUCCCCGCGACCGCGAGCCGUCCGACAACGGGAUGGCACGAAUCACCGUCACGGCGCCGACGGACGGGGUGGAAACGCUCCGGCGCCGGCUCCAGGACAUGGUGGCUGCGGCGGGCGGCGGGCGUAUCAGCCUCGACGUCGCGCUCGUCCAGGCGGUAAUUGCAAUGCUGGAUCAGCAGCAGAGCGAGUACAGCGACCUCAGGCGCAGCUUGGAUGGCGUGAAGCGGACGAGCAAGCAGUACAUCGACGGUCUCACCGUCGCACAGACUGAGUACGACCGCGAGCUCAAGGCGCGUCGCGAUGCGGAGGCGGAGGUCACGCGUCUCCGUGUGCUGCUCUCCGGGCAGGCAGUGCGGCUGACCGCGAUCACGGGCGAAUCGAAGCGGCAGGAGGCGCAGAAGCAGCUGGUGCGCGAGCUCAGCCAGAAGAUGAGCACGCUCGAGCGCGACCUGUCCAAGCUCCAGGUCGAGCGAGACAUGACCCUUGCCGAGGUCGAGCAGCUCUCGGCGUCGAAGAGCUCCCCCACACUGGCCGACGGCGAAGAGGGCGGCGCCUCCCUCACCCGCGGCCUCUCGAUGCGGUUCGACAACAUCAAGAACCAGUACCAGCACGAGCUCAUCCCGCUCACGGAGCAGCGCGAAGCCCUUUUACGCGAGGUCGGUGAACUCAAAGCGUCCCGUGACGCGUUCCUCGAGGAGACCACCGUGCUCAACAAGCGCAACGAAGAGCUCGCACAGCUCAACGCGCAGUACCAGCGCAAGCUUGAAACCGCCCCCGUCGUCAAGGAGGAGCCCGCGCCUACAGGCGUCACCGUCUUCCAGGAGCGCCAGAACACGUCGUUUGACCGCGCACGCUCACCCCCCAUGCUCAACAGCUCAUUGUCGUCGACGACCCUUGCGCUCUCGGACGAGAGCUCGGUCGAGCCCUCCAAGAUCAUCAAGAUCUCCCGCGCGGACAUGCAGGACAUGCCCGCGCAGGCGGUCAAGCCGCGUUUCAAGUGGCCCGGCUCUCGCGCCCCCAAGGAGAACAUCGCGUUCCCGAACGGGGUCACCGAGAAGAAGUGGCGAACGGAGCACGUGUUUCAGCAGAUCAGCGUGCUGAGGGUGGCCCGCUGCGACCACUGCGGGGACAAGAUGUGGGGCUCGCAGUUCAAGUGCAACAACUGCAGCAUUGCGGUGCACACGCGGUGCAUCCACAACGUGAACCUGGCAUGCUCACAACAGAUGACGCUCCGGGACGAGGGACACGCGCCAAUGGCUCCACUCCCACCCUCUAUGUUUGGACGGGACCUUGUCGAGCAGGUGCGCGCCGAUGGGCGCGACGACACGACGUGCGUGCCGGUCAUCGUCGAGAAGUGCAUCGACGCCGUGGAUGCGAUCGCGCUCGAGUACGAGGGCAUCUACCGCAAGACGGGCGGCUCCGGGCAGUCGAAGAUGAUCACACAACUGUUCGAGCGCGGCGACUACGACUCGUUCGACCUCCGGGACCAAGACCGCUUCAACGACAUUUGCUCCGUGACCUCGGUGCUCAAGACGUAUUUCCGAUCGCUGCCGAACCCGCUGCUCACGUCGGAGCUGCACGACAAGUUCGUCAUCUCAGCGACGAUCCGCGAGCCGAACAUGAAACUGCAGACGUUCAACGAUCUCGUGCACCAGCUCCCGACCGAGCACUAUUACACGCUCAAGGCGCUGAUGCUUCACCUCCACCGGGUAUGUGAACUAUCUGAAACUAACCUUAUGCAUGCGCGCAACCUGGGUGUCGUCUUUGGACCGACGCUCAUGCGCUCACCAGACCCCGGCGCCGAGUUCAGCGAUAUGGCCGGCAAGGCGCUGUGCAUUGAGUGGCUGGUUGAGAAUGCGCCUCUCAUCUUCGCCACGUCAUCGUCAUGA